GAGGCGGGCAAGAAAGCAGGUCGAGCGCGCGCACGGCUUUCAGCGCCCGUCCGUCUCGGUGCUUUCUGAUGUGGCCUGAGGAGCAGCUAUGGAAAAAUGGAGCUUAAUGACAAUUACUGCAUUACUAGGACUUGUUGUCCGUUGGGCUGUAUCACUUGGAUCUUAUUCAGGGGCUGGAAAACCACCUAUGUAUGGAGACUAUGAAGCUCAAAGACACUGGCAAGAAGUUACCUACAAUCUGCCAGUAGAACAAUGGUACUUCAACACCAGUGACAAUAAUUUACAAUACUGGGGCCUUGACUAUCCACCUCUGACUGCUUAUCAUAGUCUGUUGUGUGCUUAUGUUGCAAAGUUAAUAAAUCCAAGUUGGAUUGCUCUGCACACAUCGCAGGGGUAUGAGAGUCAGUCUCACAAGUUAUUCAUGCGUGCAUCAGUUCUUGUUGCUGAUUUGCUAAUUUACAUACCUGCAGUAAUUUUGUAUUGCUGCUGUUUGAGAGAGACCUCAACUAAAAACAAGAUUUCUAGUUCUCUCUGCAUAUUGCUUUAUCCAGGACUCAUUCUGAUUGACUAUGGACACUUUCAAUAUAAUUCUGUGAGCCUUGGUUUUGCAUUGUGGGGAGUAAUUUGUUUUUCUUAUGAUUUGGAUAUUUUGGGGUCAAUUGCAUUUUGUUUAGCCAUAAACUACAAACAAAUGGAGCUCUACCAUUCUUUGCCCUUCUUCUGCUAUCUGCUGGGAAAGUGCUUCAAAAAAGGCCUGAUGGGGAAGGGGUUCUUUUUGUUAAUGAAACUGGGGGUUACUGUAGUUGUUUCUUUUGCUCUUUGUUGGCUCCCGUUUUGUACAGAUGUCAAACAUAUUUUGCAAGUGCUCAGAAGACUCUUUCCAGUUGAUCGAGGGCUGUUUGAGGAUAAAGUAGCCAAUAUUUGGUGUACUAUAAGUGUCAUUUUCAAGAUAAAGGCAGCUCUGUCAGCAGAAACCCAACUUAAACUAAGCUUUGUUUUAACAUUCCUGACCAUACUUCCCAGUUGCAUUAAACUUGCUCUCCAACCUUCUCUCAAAGGAUUUAAAUAUGGCUUGGUCAGCUGUGCAUUAUCUUUCUUCCUGUUCUCAUUCCAAGUGCAUGAAAAAUCUAUUCUUCUAGUUUCAAUACCAGUUUGCUUAGUUAUAAAUGAAAUUCCUUUUAUGUCUACAUGGUUUCUACUUGUUUCCACCUUCAGCAUGCUUCCCCUUCUCCUUAAGGAUGGCUUGCUCUUGGCUUACAUUGUGACAACACUGGCCUUUCUCACAGUGUGUGCAGCUUCAUUUUCAAUAUUUGAAAAGACUUCUGAAGAGGAUCUGCAGCUAAAAAGACUUUCCACUUCAAUUAGAAGAUACUUACCUUGGUUCAAGAACUUACCAAAGGUUAUGAAGAAUUUAAUGGGACACCUGAAGGCUGGGACUGUCAAGCUUCCUAUUCCUGUAACCCAUUCUGGAAAACUUUUUGGCUAAAUGGCGGAGUAUAAAGGAGACAAACAAGCAAGCAAGCAAGCAAGCAGAUGUUCUGUUGUGUAAAAUGGAGAAUUUCAAGAGCACAAGAAGUCAUGAUCUAUCCAGAAGUCCAAUCUUUCUUGUGCAUCCGUAUGCAAGUUUGAAUGCUUUAAACCAUGUACAGCUCUAAACUGGAGACGAAAAACUGGCCACCUGCCUGGUGAUAUAAACUCAAUCUUCUCUUAAAUGUGCCAGAAUAAUUUUUCUCCACCUCAACCAGAGUUAAAACCUUUCGCCUAUUCAUUACUGUCCUGUUAUAGUAUUUUUAUUUAAUAAAACCUAUUAAGACUACCAUACAAAUCUCUUUACUUAUGCUUUUAUCUUUUAACUGAUCAAUUUUUAUAUUGCUGACAUCCCCUCUUCACCAUUUGCUCAUUUAAAAAUUCAUAGUACAUGAGCUAUGUCUCUGGAGAAAAUGUCUAUAAAAUUUGUUACAGCUGGCAAAUGUGUAUGAGUCAGUGAUAGCACAUGACUAAAUGCU
Molecule: messenger RNA, 2006 nt
Organism: Varanus komodoensis (Komodo dragon)
Lineage: Eukaryota; Metazoa; Chordata; Lepidosauria; Squamata; Varanidae
Gene: ALG6
Product: ALG6 alpha-1,3-glucosyltransferase
Exons: 15
Coding region: 89-1486 (465 amino acids)
Biological process (GO): protein N-linked glycosylation
Cellular component (GO): endoplasmic reticulum membrane
Molecular function (GO): dolichyl pyrophosphate Man9GlcNAc2 alpha-1,3-glucosyltransferase activity
Source: RefSeq, a predicted model, not a curated record